Molecule: messenger RNA, 1521 nt
Organism: Dioscorea cayenensis subsp. rotundata (Guinea yam)
Lineage: Eukaryota; Viridiplantae; Streptophyta; Magnoliopsida; Dioscoreales; Dioscoreaceae
Product: BRISC and BRCA1-A complex member 2
Exons: 14
Coding region: 104-1231 (375 amino acids)
Biological process (GO): double-strand break repair
Cellular component (GO): BRCA1-A complex; BRISC complex
Source: RefSeq, a predicted model, not a curated record
AGGUAUUGCCAGCAAUUCGGGAACCCAAAACCUCUGUGCACCAGCGCUCUUGUGGUUACUACUGCGUCGUCGUGGGAUCAUCGAGCUCUUCCUCUCUCCGUCCAUGGCCGCCGACUCCCUCCCUCCUCUGAUCGCCGCACAGCUCAACCACCUCAUCUCAAACUCCCCUCACUCCAUCAAGGUCGAUCAGGUCCGCUCCGGUUGCAAGAAUGGUCUUUACUCCGAUCGCUUCACUCUUCUCAUCCCCUUCUGCCUUGAUUUCAUUAAAUGGGACUUCAUAUUCAAUGCUUUGUACCCCUCGGUGGCGCCGGACGUUGUGUUCUCCCCUGAUGAUGAUGAUUUUUGUCCUCUUGUUGGUGAGGAGGAUGAUGUCUCUGUUGCCCUGAAGAAUAGUUUAGUUGAUUGGAAUAGCAAAGACUCUACUAGGCUUCUGGAACUUGUUCAUAAGCUGAGGGAUGCUUAUGUGAAUUAUCAGCGGAAGCGAGUUGGGGAGCUUGAUGAUGCAAGGUUGAAGUUUGAGAUCAGCACGGUUUUCUCGAGGGAGGGGAUUGAAGUGUGUUUGGUCUCUGGACCUGACAAGCCAGAAGAGGUGAAAUUUUCUGUUCCUUUGCUGGAUACAUCCUUGAACCAGCUGGUCAUUGGAUGCCCUUGGAAAAAUGAGCAGAAGAUUUACUUACAGGUUAUCUUUCCCAUUAUCAGAUCAUAUUCCUCCACUCCUGCUGCUCCACGCUUGAAAUUGGUUUCUACUUCAGAGUUAAAAAGCUUAUUCUCCAUUGAGGAUGUUAAACUUCCUCCAUGGUUAGAUGGGAUGUGCAUGGCAGAAUAUCUCCCUGCUCUAGAAGACAAUCUUCAAAUGCAGGUUGUGGAAGCUGUUGCAUCAAUUGGUGCAAGAAGACGCUUUAUUGAGGCUUUAGCCCCUCUAUUUGGAAGGCCAUUGGAAGCUGAUCCGGUGUUUUGCAGGAAAGCUACUGUGGUGGCUGUAUCUGGUACUUUCAAUUUCUUGGUUUCUUUUUCCUUUUCUACUCAAUUUCCAAAGCAGCAACCUACAUUGGCCUUGCAAAGUUGUCAGCAUUUCACUUCUCAAGGUGUGCCCUUGAUGUCGUCUCCCAUAAAUGAUUACCCUUGGAGCCCUAGAUGGGAUACACCUCAAAUGGCUGAGCGCAUAUUUGAAUUCCUAAUUGAUGAAUGUUUGAACUUCAAGAAGCACUGUCAGGAUACUCAACAAGUUUAGAUUCUAAAAAGUGGUGUGGAUUUGGAGCUGGAGAAACAAUCUGAUCAUGUGUUUCAAGAGGAAUUUGUCUGAAAGGUGCAGCAUCUUAGUAACAAAUUGAGAUGGAUAAUUGUAAUAGUACAUCCAUCCUGCAGAAGUCUUAAUGGGAGUAAAAUGAUUUGGGGAAACAUAUGAGUGUGCAAAAUUAGAAGCAAAGCUAAAUGAGAAAAAGAAUCCCCAACUAAAUUCCUCCAAUCUCAUCUUCAAAGAUCUUAAUUCUAUUUAUUUACAUUUUAUUUUAUUUUAUUUUA